Papaver somniferum (opium poppy) is the source of this 3067-nucleotide messenger RNA. RefSeq names its product GTP-binding protein At3g49725, chloroplastic-like. Bases 185 to 2017 code for a protein of 610 amino acids. Gene Ontology annotation, molecular function: ribosome binding; GTP binding. Gene Ontology annotation, cellular component: cytoplasm. The record is from RefSeq and is a predicted model, not a curated record. The transcript is spliced from 13 exons. Lineage: Eukaryota; Viridiplantae; Streptophyta; Magnoliopsida; Ranunculales; Papaveraceae.
AUAGUCAUAGAAUCACCGGUGCGAGUUGGUAUGACCCUAGACUGGUCGAACCCUAAACUCCUAAGUUCCUUUGUUCCACCUCGCAUGAUCAAACCCAUAGCAAUUCAUCAAUUUCCACCAAACUGAAUCCAAAUCAAGCUUCUCGACUUCGGGGGAAAACCCCUAAAACCCUUCAAGGCUUCAAAUGUUCAGAACCAUUUCUCUGUUGCGGAGAGCUCUACCUCAAACCCUCACUGCCUCCUCAUCAUUUUCAUCUCCAAAUCAACAUUUUGUCUCUCAAAUUCACAGAAUUUCAUCAGAUUAUUCACAAUCAAAACCUCCAUCACUCUCAUUUCAUUCAUCCCCAUUAUCUUCUCGACAGAGAAAUGUAAACCCAGAUAAAGAUUGUGGUUAUUCAGACAGCAAAGAUUCUAAAGGUCCGCCCAAACUGUUUGUGGUUCAACCUCGUGUUCGUCCUGAUGCUGUUUUAAAUUCUAAACUAUCUGAAGCUUUGAAUCUUGCUCAGUCAUUAGAGGAACAACAAAGAGAUGGAGAUUUGGGAACUGAAUCCGGUGAUAAAGAAGUGCCUCCUCAUGUUAUUGUCCAAAAUCCAGCUUCUAGAGCUACUAAAAAACACGCAGACAAGUAUUUUGGACAAGGAACUGUGGAUACAGUGAAGUGCCAUCUUAAUGCAUUGAAGGAUGAUUUGGAUGCGGUGUUUGUAAAUGCAGUUCUUACGGCGGGUCAACAGAGAAAUUUAGAGCGGGCUUGGGAGAUGCCUGUUUUGGAUCGUGUGGGACUUAUUAUAGAGAUAUUUAAUGCUCAUGCCAAUACAAAAGAAGCUAAGCUGCAGGCUGAGUUAGCAGCACUAAUGUACAAGAAAACUAGGCUUGUUCGUAUACGUGCUGCUGAUGGGCGAUUUACUUUUGGAGCAGGUGGAGAAGCCGAAGUUGUUAGUGCUCGUGGGAGAGGAAGUGGGGGUCAAGGAUUUAUUAGCGGUGCUGGAGAAACUGAGCUCCAGCUUCAACGGCGCAGAAUUCUAGAAAGAAGAAAUCGUUUAUUAACAGAAAUUGAAGAGGUCCGUCGAACUCGGGCUCUGCAACGAGCUUCACGCAAGAGACGUGGAGGUACAGAAGGUCAAGGUCUAGCAACUGUUGCUAUUGUUGGAUACACAAAUGCUGGAAAGUCUACUUUAGUUAGCGCACUUUCUGAGACUGACCUGUACAGAGACGAUCGGCUAUUUGCAACGGUGGAUCCUCAAAUAAAGAAUGUAGUUCUUCCAUCAGGGAAAAAAGUGCUACUGAGUGAUACUGUUGGGUUCAUCUCAGAUUUACCUGUGCAGUUAGUGGAAGCUUUUCAUGCAACCCUAGAAGAAGUGACUGAAGCUGAACUCCUUGUGCAUGUAAUAGAUUCUAGUGCCCUUAAUGUGGAAGAUCAGCGGUCAAGUGUAUUGCAAGUGCUACAACAGAUUGGGGUCUCUGAUGCUAAACUUCAAAAUAUGAUUGAAGUCUGGAAUAAAGUGGAUCUCCGAAAGGAGGAAGGCGACAAGGAUAAAUUUGUAGAGGAUGGUGAAAUUGAUGAAGAAGAAUUUGAGGAGGGUGAGCAAGAAUUCAAGGAGUAUGUUGAAAUAUCGUCCGAGGAGGCUCUUAAAGAGGAUGACCAAGAAGAUGACCGUGAAGAUGAGCUAUUGGAAGAAAAGAAUACAGUAUCUAUGAAACAAGGCGACGAUGAUUUCUUAGAGGAAUGGGAGACUGGGGAUGAAGAUGAACCAGAAAGUAAUUAUGAAGUGUUGAACAGCAGUAGCAUGGGUGACAAACAGGGUGAGCAUGUGCCAAGCGUAACAAAAAGAGUCUCACAUUUGGAGCUUCAGAAUGUUCAGCGGUUAGAAACAUCUGCUGUGACGGGAGUUGGAUUGCAGGAGUUAUUAAGUGCCAUUGACAGUAAAUUAGAUACCCAAGUAGUGGUUGAAAGCAGGAACGAUGAUUGCUUCAACCGUAAAUGGAGACCUCCUCAGGCAGCUAAUAGCGAUGCAUGCUAGUGGUUAGUUUAAUCUUGCACCCAUUCUGUUAGUUGCCAAGUCAUUUCGCAGUUUCUCAACGUGUUGUUGUGCGAGUGGUCGGUCCUUUUCUAUUCAACUGUUAUUGUGGCUGUAUAAAUACCAGUGGAAUCAAUAAUCAUUUCAAUUCAAUCUGAGAUUGCUGUUAUCACCCAUGGUUGCUGUUAUAAGGGGGACCAAAAUUCUUUAUGUAAUUUGAGUGAUAAUCCCAUUGAUGAGAAUUGUGUUGCAUCUUUCAAUUCACGGACGGCCAGAAAAGCUUUGUAAUGAAGAGAUAAAAUUCGAAAAAUCUUAUCUCUUCAAUAUGAGGCUCUUGUUCACCAACCAUAACAUAUGGGACCUUACAGGUUCUUUUUCUUCCCUUAGAGAUGAAAUACAAUGAAGAAAACAACAGAGGUGAAUGAAGAAGAACAUGAACUUGAAAUUCACAAGGCUGUGGCACAAGCUUGGCAUGGCCGUUCAGGAAAUUCUAGACCCAUCAUAGAGUUUGAAGCCUAUCGAAACCGCUACAAGUACAGACCCACUCGGUUCAGGCACGAAGCGAUGAACAAGUUAUCAUCCUCCAAGGAGUCCGAGGCAGCUGCUCAUAACAAUUGGGACUUUGGGCAAUCUUUAUGGGACUCUUACGAGAUUGUGAACUUAUCAAAGCGGCUAGAGACUGGACUCAUGCUAGAAAAAUCCAUAAAUCAUGCGACGUUGGAAGAUAUGCGUCCGAAGUCGUCGUAUAAUAAGAGACGAAGAGAGAGUAAGAAUAGUUUGAGGAAUUUACUUCAUCGGAUGUCUUCUUCGAAAAGAUUUGAUGAUGCAGAUAUCCCACAUGAAGAAGAUGAUCAUGAUCAAUUUUGAAACAUUUUGUAUAGGUAAGAAUUCUAAUUCUUGCUUUAAUAAUUUACGAUGUAAUCAAACAAGAUUAUUUAGCAAAAUACGGCAUAAGUACAAUACUUAGCCUAGACAUAAGUUUAAGACGUUGUAAUGUAAUCACUUCACUAAUACCCUCUGAGGGACAUCCAUUUAGAAAGCUCAAAGUUCUUA